Molecule: messenger RNA, 588 nt
Organism: Aspergillus sclerotioniger CBS 115572
Lineage: Eukaryota; Fungi; Ascomycota; Eurotiomycetes; Eurotiales; Aspergillaceae
Exons: 1
Coding region: 104-388 (94 amino acids)
Source: RefSeq, a predicted model, not a curated record
CUCUGUACUAGGGUCAGAAAUAGAUAGGAAUAAUCCACGCUGGGCGAUGUCGUGCAUGUCACCCUGACGCCAUUGCCGAUCUCUGUUAUCAAUCAGUCCGUCGAUGCUAUACUCCGUACUACUUAGUAUACAGUUUUCCCCACCAUGCUAUCCGCUGCCACCAGAAGUAUCGCGCUACGAAGACGACGUCUCCCAGUCCUUACCAGACCAUACUGGCUCCCAGCUUGGCCUUUACCCUACUUUGUUUUUGAGAAUGGGGCUUCCUCACAGAAGAGACCUUUCCGGAUCGGACGAUGGGUUCGGUUUGCUUUCCGCGAAGGAGUUUCCCAGCUGGGUUAAGGUGGAGUUCUGGAAUGAAUUACGGAAUAUGGGUGGGUUCAAGGGUUGAAGGGGCUUAUCGAGGGUUGGUGUGGAGGUAGGAGGAGGGAACGAUAAAUCAUGUGUAGAAUGUGAGAUCGAGGUCAGUUGCAUGUGAUGUGUAGGAUGUGACCUGUACAGAGUGUGCUCGGAUGGAGUUUAAGGAGUGGGCAGAGGUGCUGGUUUGGUUUGGAUGGAGGCUUGAUGCCUUAUAAGACGUUCUCUGUUGGG